Microthlaspi erraticum is the source of this 2331-nucleotide messenger RNA. Lineage: Eukaryota; Viridiplantae; Streptophyta; Magnoliopsida; Brassicales; Brassicaceae. The record is from the annotation of a GenBank genome assembly.
AUGAGCAAAGCGUAUGAUCGAGUUGAGUGGCAAUUUGUUGAAGCCACAAUGCGGAAGAUGGGAUUCGGAGAACGAUGGAUCGGGUGGAUCAUGAAAUGCAUAAAGUCGGUUGUGUAUAAAGUACUCAUCAACGGGCAACCACGGGGAAAAAUAACUCCGAAUAGGGGCCUACGUCAGGGAGAUCCUUUAUCUCCCUACAUCUUUAUUCUCUGUACAGAAGUUUUGAUAUCAAAUCUUAAACGGGCAGAAUCUGUUAAAUCUCUAACGGGUCUGAAGGUGGCUCGUGCAAGCCCACCAGUAUCACAUUUACUAUUUGCGGAUGAUAGCUUAUUUUUUUGCAAGGCAUCGGUUGAGGAGAGUGCAGUUUUACUACAAAUUCUUCAGAACUACGAACGGGCAUCAGGCCAAAAAAUAAAUUUUGAUAAAUCAUCUAUCCAAUUUGGCCAUACGGUGGAGACAACGGUACGUGCGGAGAUUCAUCAGAUGUUAGGUAUACAUAAGGUCGGGGGAGUUGGUAACUAUUUAGGUGUCCCAGAGAGCUUGGGGGGUGCCAAAACAAAGAUUUUUAGUUUCUUGAUCGAUAGACAGCAGAAGCGGAUAAACGGCUGGACAUCUAAGGUUCUAUCUAAAGGGGGAAAAGAAGUAAUGGUCAAGUCUGUACUUUCGGCGAUGCCGACACAUGUCAUGUCAUGUUUUAGAUUACCAAAGGGAGUAACAAAUAAACUAACAAGUGCGGUAGCAAAUUUUUGGUGGAGCACAAAUUCCCAAACACGGGGUAUGCAUUGGCUCGCGUGGCGGAAGCUGUGUCGACAUAAAACUGACGGGGGACUGGGAUUUAGGGUAAUAGAAGAUUUUAACACAGCGCUACUCGCAAAACAGUUAUGGCGCCUAAUGGAUAACCCGGAUUCCCUGUUUGCUAAAGUUUUCAAGGGGAGAUAUUUUCGGAACUCAACCCCCUUGGACCCAAUUCGCUCUUACUCUCCAUCUUAUGGAUGGCAGAGUAUCGUUUCAGCUCGACCUCUGGUAUGCAAAGGACUUAUUAAAAGAGUUGGUUCAGGUUCAUCUAUAUCUGUAUGGUAUGACCCCUGGAUUUCCGAUUCUUGCCCGAGGCCAGCUAUCUGUAAAGGAAUUAAUUACUACCCACACCUCACGGUGAAUCAGUUAAUUAAUUCCCAGACCUCAACGUGGAAUCGACCACUAUUGCAACAAUUUUUUGAGAGUGAGGAAAUCACUCGCAUUACGGGUAUACCAGUGGCUACUGGAUAUAAACCCGAUACCUGGGGCUGGUUUUAUACAACAACGGGUCGGUAUACGGUUAAAUCGGGAUAUACUGUGCUACAGGAGCUUUCCGAUGAGGGGACACUACCAGUCUUUGGACCGGACACUCGGAGAUUGCAAGCGCAAUCCUGGAAGGUUAAAUGCACCACAAAACUCCAACAUUUUCUCUGGCAAAUUAUUACCGGAUGUUUAUCGGUUGGCGCACGUUUAUGUAGUCGGGGAAUGCGUGUGGACCCACUGUGCGUGAGAUGUGGUAUGGGAGAUGAGACUAUCAAUCAUAUGCUCUUUGAGUGUCCCCCGGCCCGACAGGCCUGGGCACUCUCUCCCAUACCUACGCCUCCCCAGUUUUUUCCUACGGGAGCACUGUACUCAAAUAUGGCACAUCUAUUCUGGAACCUCCCAGACAAUGAUGACAUGUUGAUGUAUCCAUGGUUACUCUGGUUUAUUUGGAAAGCUCGUAAUUACAAAGUUUUCUCAAAUGAUGAUCAAAAUCCGCAGGAAGUAAUGGAAUCUGCGAUAACGGAAUCCCGGGCAUGGGUAGCAGCACAAACGGUAGCAGACGGAGUAUCCAAUAGUAUCUCCAUCAACUCCGGCCACGUCCCACCGGGAGAGUGGUGUCAGAUUGAUGGAGCGUGGAAAGUGACAGACAGUCGGGCUGGACUUGGAUGGUACAAUUUUGACCCGGAUUCGGGCUCUGUCCUGAUGGGGUCUAGCAACCUACGGCGGGGUUUAUCUCCUCUUCAAACAGAAUUGGAGGCAUUGGUUUGGGCUAUGCAAAGUAUGCUAGUCCAUAACAAACGACGGAUGAAUUUCCAAACAGAUAGCGCUCAGUUGGUGAAGAUGGUGUCCAAACCUGCCGAGUGGCCAGCUUUUGCGAUCUUGCUUGAAGAAGUGGAGCAUUGUAGAGGGAUGUUCCAGGCGUUCUCCCUCACAUACAUUCCCAGAACGAAGAACACAAGGGCAGACAAGCUAGCACGGAGUGCUCGAGCUCAGCCCCAUGAUGUGUAUUACAUAAACUCAGUUCCCCCGAUUCCGCUUCCCGGACCGGUAUAG